Messenger RNA from Mercenaria mercenaria, 7245 nucleotides. RefSeq names its product homeobox protein Hox-A7-like. The coding region runs from base 1118 to 1894 and encodes 258 amino acids. Gene Ontology annotation, cellular component: nucleus. Gene Ontology annotation, molecular function: DNA-binding transcription factor activity, RNA polymerase II-specific; RNA polymerase II cis-regulatory region sequence-specific DNA binding. NCBI's taxonomy places the organism in Eukaryota, Metazoa, Mollusca, Bivalvia, Venerida, Veneridae. The record is from RefSeq and is a predicted model, not a curated record. The transcript has 2 exons. Gene Ontology annotation, biological process: anterior/posterior pattern specification; regulation of transcription by RNA polymerase II.
AAAGCACAGAAUUUUAUCAUGACACUGAUGUUUGAUUGCUAUCUUAAUCAUUUACAAAUCUAUAUAAUGCUUGAAACAAGGAAAAGGUACAUGUAAGUUAUAAUCAAAUAAAUAUAUAUUGUAGUUUCACAGGAACAUAAGCAAUUUAAACCAGCUGGAUUGGACCACGGGAACCAUUGAAUUAAACAGCAUAGACUUGUGACAUAGGACUUGGUGGUUAUUAUUUCAUUUUAUUUUGUUUAAUCAGUCCAGACAAAGUUGUAAAUCUUAGACAUAUAUUAGGUUGGAAGACUUUCCGUGAUAUGUCACAUUUGUCAAUAUAUUGAAAACACAGAAAGUGACCCGAGACGGCGCAUGACUAACCCUCGUUAACUUUACAUUUACACAUUUGAAAAUGUCUUUAGCACGCACAAUAUUUGGCUAAUUCACCUGAAAACUAAGGUGUUCUUAAAGCCAUAAACACUUCAUUAUUCCAAGCGUUUACUAAAUACAGGUCAAAGGGAAAAUAUCAAUGAUUAAACAGAAAAUGACAUAUAUCUUUAGUACAAAUUUUCUCCCUGUCAAAUUUAUGCAAUGGAGGAAGUAAUCAUAUACGUAGCUUACAACUGAUAAACAUUAAUUCCAAGUAAUAAACGUAAAGAUCCUAGCACAUAAGCCCAGACUAUAUUCUUAUGUAUACAGUUUGAAAAAUUGGUAAAUAAUUAGUUCGAUGUCAGAUAAACGCUUUGAAGUGUCGAUUUAUAGCCGGUGUAGUUGGCCUUCUAUUUGAUCGCCUUCAAUCCGAAUAACAGCCAUUUAGCUUCAAAGCAAAAAUGAUCCAAAGCAGUAUUGCUAAAUUAAAAAUAUUUGUAAUCAUUUGUAUAUAUUAUCACCGUAUACGCUACACAGAACUUGUAGCUUUUUAGUGUAUCUACGCAACAGUGAAAUAGGAGGGAGUAUUUUCUCUAGCGUAGGAAUCGAUCCAGUGUGUUCAAGCGUCGCGGGGUCACAGGAGGUCAAACUUCUCGUAACUCUGAUUGGAUGUAGGGAAAAUGUGCACAUUUAUCUUCAGCACUGACUGCAGGUCUUUCAGCAAACUCAAUGAUUUUCUACUCUAAUAUUUUUUCACUAUAGAUAGAUGGUUUCACUAUCCAUUAACAGUAGUGAGAGGGAUAAGAAUAACUUAGUUGCGCAAGAUAUGAGUUCUUAUUUACCUAUAAGGCAUAGUAGUGCACCUCGACCAGAGCACGAUAUUCAUGCAGCUGCGGAAAAUACAGGGUACAUGGAUCAUUUUUUAAACAUCCCCGACAUAUGUCCGACGGGAGCGGACUACCGGUCAUCGCGAUACUACAUGAACUCAUAUCAAGCCGAGCAAUGUCGGAUGGAAGCGCUCCAACAAAGAAAUCAUGACAUAAGAAUGGGACUACAGGGUAGACCUUCGUUCUACCCGAAUAUGAGCAUGGCAUCAAAUUUGACAAAUCUACGAUUCAGAGACAAUAUGGAUGGACUUCCAAUGAAUAACAACAAAAACGAACCCAUGAGCCCGGGAUGUGCACCAGGGCUUCCCACAGGUGAUACAGACGGACCACCUCCUUCGUUUUAUCCGUGGAUGUCUAUAGUUGGUCCAAAUUCUAACCAGCGACGUCGUGGUAGACAAACAUAUACAAGAUUCCAAACUCUUGAACUUGAAAAAGAAUUCAAAUUCAAUAGAUACUUAACCAGACGCCGGCGGAUUGAACUUUCACAUAUGCUGUGCUUGACUGAGCGACAAAUAAAAAUAUGGUUUCAGAACAGGAGAAUGAAAGAAAAGAAAGAACUUCAAGCGAUAAAAGAACUAAAUGAUUCAAACCGCUCUCCAGAUCUUAAAUCUAAGUCAACAACUUCUUCGACGACGUCGGAAACGCCGGCAAGUUGACAUAAAUUAGUUGAUAGUGUAGACUAGGAUAUCGCUCAUGUUGUCAAGUCAAAUAGAACGAGAAUGUCACUCUCAUAACGAGAAUCUUGAUUUUCAAAACGUAUGUGUCUCCGCACAUCAGGAGGGUCGAAGAAUAAAUCCGGGGUUGUGCCAUAACUAAAGUGUUUCACAUUACGCACAAAGACACGUGGAACAUAGCCGCCACUGAGCCAUGACAAUUAUUUAUUUAUAGUAACAAACUGCCAUAUUGGAAUUCCUAUGGUGCAAAAAUAGACGGUAUGCUCAAUCACAGUAGAGUAUGCCCUCAGUGUUCAUUUCUGUUAUGUUCAAAAUUUUAGAUGCAACAGCAUCUCUCCGAGUGUUCAUGUAAAAAGAUGUCAGUAAUUCCGGCAUUUCAAACCAAAUGGAAUAUUUGGAAAUAUAUGUAUGUAUAAAUGUUUUGAAGUUAUUGAAGAGAUGUGGUGAAUAUAAAAUUUCACUGCAAUUGUGACUGAUCCAUUUUAUGCCUAUAAAAUGUUUGUAUAUUGGUAAAUAUGAAUAGUAAGGUUUUUUUUUCGCAUGUUUGUUCAUUCAUAUUUAUUAUAAACGAGAAUAUAUUAAGAUAAAUUGUUUCUUGAUAAACUUGCCCGCAAAGAAUGAUAUAUUUAAACACACAAUGCUUGUUCAUAUACCAUUUCACAGAUAGAAUGUCUGUUAGAAAGUACAAGUAUAUAUCAGGAAACUGAAUAAGAAUACCCGUAACAUACCUAACAAAAUUAAUGAUACAUUGCAAAUUGUUUUAUUUUAUUUUUUAAACUUUAUAGUCUUCGCGUUUGAGUAUUUUUUGCAUUUUUUGAAAUGUUAAUCUAAUGCAUUAAUGAUGUUGGAUAUACAUCAAAGAUUAAAGAUUGAUGUAGUUUACGCCAGACGAAUUUUUAACCUUUGAUUAUCCUGUCCACACCAUUACGUCCUAAGUGUUUUUUUUCUGAAAGGCCGACACUUAAUAAGUAUAUCUUGCAUGCUGUAAGAACUUAAAGAAUAUAUUAAUUUAUGAUACGUUAUUAGAACUAACUGACACCAAACCGAUGUUUCCUCAUUGGACAUGAUCUCAUUAUAUUUAAAAGUGAAUUUCUCAUCCUCCAUACAGCUUCAUUUAACCCUUACCCUGCUAAAUUUUCUAUAAUGAACUUGUCCAUCUUUCAAUUUGGACAGUACCAUUAACUGUUAAAAGGGUUGCUUACCAAAAAUAUACUGACUGAAUGGCGAACAAUGUAGAACAAGGUCAGACUGCACGGAUGUGCAUGCUGAUCAUGAUCUACACUGGUCGCAAAAGUAGAAUCAGUCUUGUCCAAAAUGAUACGGGUUAAGUAAAUCUUCACAAAACUGUACUUGGGCAGCACUAAUUUCCUUUCAAAUCGUUCUGCAUAAAUGACUGACGAAGUUAUAUGAUAUGCAUGUCAUUCGUUACGAUAAAAAGCAUCUUCCUUGAAAUACAUCAUUCAGCAAGAUGUCUUUUUUUUUAACAAGAGGGCUCACAUAUUUACCUACUUGGUUAGAUAGAUCAAUGUCACUUACAGCUGUUGCAAUUAAAGGUUUGUUUCUAUAUUUUUUUCCUUUUUAAGUUGUCAAUUCAUUUCUUAUUUGCUGUAUAGCUUAAUAGUCAUGUAUUUAAUAAGUUUAUAAUAUCAUAAAGGCAAUGGUAAAGUAAUACGAACUAUCUGUGUGAAAAUUAGAUCAUUUUUUUAACCUUUCUUUUUACAAAUUUUGAAUUAAAAAAUGCUAAAUAUGAUCUUUAAUAUAUUUUUUUACAGUUCACCACAAUAAAUUGUAGUCAUAUUUCCGUUAAUAUCGUUUUAAUAGUGCAAGAGAGAGACUUUUAUCGAAAAGGAAGAAGAAGUUCUUCUAUACUAUAAUAAUAGUUUAACAAAUAAAAUCUGCGAAAAGACACAAUUACCAUAAAAUUCAUUUCCAGUUUUGCACGAAAUCUCAAUUUUCUUUUAAUUGAAAUACAAAAAUUAAUAUAAAUGUCAUAUAAAAGUGUUAUUACUCUAAUUUGUUUUAUAAUAUAGAUAUUACAUGUACACGCAGAGCGUAUCUGACUUUUGUGUCAAAGUCGUGGCAUUUUAAAAAUCAUCAAACAAAAUUUAUUAUUGCAUUCAAUUUGAUGUGUUCUUUACCAGUAAAUAGCCUGAAUGUAUCUUCCGUUGCAGUUGUAUUUACUGUUUGCAGGUAUCAAUUAAAAAUUCUCUUUGUUUAGUAUAUUCCAUAUAAAUCUUAAACAUUUCUAAAUGACUUAAAUUCACAUUUUUCUGUCUUAGUACUUGUAUUAUUUUGAAAUAGCUAUUUUUCCGUUUUAAAAAAAAAUCUUAAUCUUAUGUGUGGAAGUCCUGUCCUCUGGCAGAUUGAGAAGAUUAACCCUUAGCCUGCUGGCGGCAAGUGAUUCUGCCUUUGCGACCAGUGCAGACCAAGAUCAGCCUGUACAUCCGUGCAGUCUGAUCAUGGUCUGCAUUGUUUGCUAUUCAGUCAGCAAAUUUUCAGUGAACACCCCUUCACAUAACAAAUGGUACUGUCCAGAUUGAAUGAUGGACCAGUCCAUUUUAGAAAUUUAGCAGGGUAAGGGUUAAGUGGAAGCAUAGAACAGAACGAAGCAAAAUGGUAGCAGAAAUGGUUUGACCGAGUCUGUUCACAAGAGAUGAUAAAAUGUUCAACUCCUCUCACGGCUUCUAGCUUUUGGCUAAAUUUUAGUAAGCAAGAAUAACGCAACAAAGAAUACAGUGUUCAGAUUUACCUCCAGUUAAAAAGAUAAGUUGCGAUGAAUACUUACUAUGGCUUUCACUGAAACGAAAAGUGUCACUAAAUUAAUGAAACAAAACUGAACGGGUCAGUCAGAUUGAAACUUACAGGAACAGGGAGAGUUUCUAAGUAAGCGAAGAGUGUCCUUUAAUGAUGUUACUUGUAACAAUAUCAUACGUUAACAAAUAUGUUAAAAUAUUGUUAAAUCAAAGUUGUUUUUAUUUCUCAGACGAGUGGUAAACAAGAUGUUUUUCUUUUCAGAAUUUUCAGCAAACUAUGUAUAAUAUUUAUGAACAAAUUAUAUGCGUAUAAAUAUGAAAAAAGUGUGCAGAAUAUUUACUCGGUUUCAAAAAGCACAAUCUGACUGAAACUUUCAUAAAUGAUAAGUAUUGUUAAUUAUUUUCAUAAAAACUGCGCACAAAUUUUAUACAUAUAACAGUGGGUAAAAAAGGUUAUAAUCUACUUGACUUUUAGAAGUUUUAUUCUGUUUCAAAAAGCGUAUCCCGACACCAGUUAGUUGUAUUCAGGUAAAUCAUAAGCAAAUAUUCUAUUCUGUUUAACAUGUUGAAAAAAUGUUGUUGUUGUUGUUUUCGUGUUUUUAUUAGGUGAUACAUUAGUGAUAUCUUUAUGAUAUUUUGUAUAUUACAUAAUAUUUCAAAACUAUUUAAUUUUUGACAGUGUAUCUGGUAUAUUGAAAACUAUUGAAACAAUUGCAAAAACUAAUUAGAGUAUGAAAUUCAUAAAUUGUUUAUUGACUGUUGUCAGCGUUCAGUUUAUUAACUGUUACUUUUUUUCUCCGAUAUGGGUAAAUUACGAGAUGUAAUAUAUUUAUUUCCUUGGUGUAAUUUCAAUAUUUUUUGUUUUGGAUGCACAUUGUAUAAAUUCUUUUUUUUUUAUGUAACAGAGUGAUAAAGUAUAUUCAAAACCGACGGGGGGCAUAUAACAUAGAUUUCAUACUGACAGAAAUAGCAUGUAGAUGGUUAACAUAAUGUAUAGCAGAAUUUCAAGUAGUUGUAUAAUGGAAUAGGGCAACUAGAUUUUAUUUUUAAGUAAACAUUUUAGAUCCGUAAAAUCAUAAAAAAAACCUUGAAAAACGAAAUAAAUGUUUUGUGUAUUAUCAUGUAAAGGUUAGUUCCAAAUAGCACAAUAAUUUUGCAACAGAAAUUGCCAUUACACUUAGCACUUUUAAGUUUAAAUCAUUGUAAAUAUUAUUUUGGGGUAUUUUAACAUCGUUUACAUUUCCCGUUAUGUCUUUAAUUUAUAGUUCUGUAUAUGUGUAAUGAUGAAUGUUAGAACUAAUAAAUUUGAGUUAGAGUUCGAAAGUAAUUGAUAAAUGUUUCUUAAAAAUACAAAAUAGCUUUUACAUCGGUGAAGAAUGAAUGAAUUAAUAAAUUAAAUCAUUUCGCAAGAAAAGGUUUUUUUUCCGUGUUGGCAAAUCUCUUUUAGAUAAAUACAGGGAAGAAUAUGGAAUAUAGAUAAGCGAGUAUUGAUUUUAGAAAAAAAGAUUAGAAGUAUAUCAUUUAAAAGCAUAUUGUCAGCGUUCAAAAAUACCUGAAAGCUUUUAUGUAUGAAAGAAAAGUUUGUGUUUACUUCUUUAAGAAACAAAAUGUUCUUUUGUCAGUGAUAUUAAUUAAUAUUAAAUCAUAAUUAUAAAUACUAUGUCUGCCCUUUUUACGGUUUUUCAGUACAUUUUUGAAAGAAUAAAAUAUGUAUCAGGUAAUUUCACUGGGAAAAGUUUCGAAGAUAUGCUAAAAAUGUCAAAUUUCUCUCGUGAACAGCAUAUGUGAUCGCCAUCUGGUGUUCACGCGGUGAAAGUUUUCUUCUUACACGGAAACAAAUAAUAUUCUCUGUCUAUUAUAUCGCCAAAUGAUAACCGGUCUGAACUAAUCUAUAACUGUCUUCUACAAUCUUUUUAGCCCUAAUGCAUUCAUUUUAGUUUUAGAAAUGCAAAUUGCCUUGAUCUACUUAUAUAAUUAUUAUAUAAGUCUUAUUUCCGAACGAUUUUAAAAUUUUCAUAUUUGAGCCGCGCCAUGAGAAAACCAACAUAGUGGGUUUGCGACCAGCAUGGAUCCAGACCAGCCUGCGCAUCCGCGCAGUCAGGUCAGGAUCCAUGCUGUUCGCUUUCAAAGCCUAUUGCAAUUAGAGAAACUGUUAGCGAACAGCAUGGAUCCUGACCAGACUGCGCGGAUGCGCAGGCUGGUCUGGAUCCAUGCUGGUCGCAAACCCACUAUGUUGGUUUGCUCAUGGCACGGCCCAUUUGAUAAGUUCAUAUGAUAUAAUGCAUAUAAUGAUUGAGAAACUUUAAAUAAAAAUUAGUAUCAAUUAUGAAAAUUUGAUUCUUUUUCACUGCGUUCUGAUCUUAAGUGUUUGCAUUAUGUAUUCGCAAAGUCAAACAAGUCAUUAACUUGCAUAUGAUAAAACAGAUAGCAACACAUAAGAUUUAGCCUGAAUAUACGUGUAAACAAUUUGUGAGUCAGAAUUACAUGGUCACAAUUUAUACAUGAAAUUCUAGUUGUAAUGUAUGUGUCACAAUAUAUCGUCUGCCAUCAUUUUAUAUUUUCUGUGCUUUUUUUAUUUUU